UAUGCUAAGAAAAAAUGAUUUUUCUUCUGCUGGUCUUCGGACUGGAUAAUGUACUUGGAAAAUCCAUCAGUUUACAUCAAGACAUGACAAAUGAGGAGAGACAUUUCUACUUUGGUGAUUCAACGGACAAAGAAAUAGAAAAGAACUACGUGCUCGGUUCACUACGGAAGAUUGAGAAGACUAAUAAUCUUCUAAGAAAACUUGUUGGCAGUGAAACUGAUGAUAAUGAGUAUAUGUUUGAAGCUUUUGAUAUCAACGUCAAACUUAAUCUAAAAAACAAUGAUAACCUCGUAUCUCAACGUGCUAGUGUAGUCUAUAUGGGGGAAAAUGGAGAAGAGAAUCGGAAACGAGUAAAUUCUAAACUGUUGAGCUGUCAAAUGAUCCAUAUUGAUGAAAAUGUUACAGCUGCAAUCUCCAGCUGUACUGAAGGCAAAUUCAUGGGCUUUAUAACAACACCGGAGGAUACUUUUGAGCUGACUCCUCUUACAGAUCGGCUGAAGAGCAUGCUGUUUUUGUUCAGAAAUACAAAUGUUUUGAACAUUUUUGGGGGCGAUGAGGAGGUUUUAGUCAAUGAACAUUAUAUUGUCAAAAGAGCAACCUUCCCUAAUUUUGAUUCUCAUGAUUCUACAGCUUUUUCGGAUUGGGAGGUUGAGGUGGAUGAUACUAUUCUAGACAUUGAACUAUUUGAAACUGAAAUGUCAGACACUUCCACCCCCAAGCUUAUUGAAACAGCAAUAUUUUUCGAUCACAUUGCAUACAACAAGUUUUCAUCAGUGUAUAGUGAUGAUGAAAUAGAAGAACUUCUCUUGUCUUACGUAAACCAAGUUCAAGCUCUGUAUCAAGUAAAAAGCCUAGGACAAACUGUUGAUAUAAUGAUUGUUUAUCUGGAAAUUCAAAAAACUGAACAGUUUGAGAACCAUGAUGGAGAAAGGGUAGCGUUGCUGACCUCAUUCUGCAACUACAACUCGGUUAUGAAUCCUGAAGACGACCAAGCAAAUCCUAGGCAUUGGGACAUAGGGAUUCUUGUAAGUGGACAAGACAUAUGGGGACAGAGCAAUGGCGUCAAGACGUACGAUACUCUUGGUCUGGCAAGAACAGGAUCAAUGUGCCAUCCUGAUAUCUCAUGUCUGGCAGUUGAGUUUGGAGUGUGGGGAGCACUAGGAAACAAUUAUCCAACUUCAGGGUUCAGUGCGGCAUACACGCUUGCACAUGAACUUGGACAUACGCUUGGUAUGUCACACGAUGGGUUCAAUAAUGAAUGUGAGAGCCAUGGGUUCAUUAUGGCUGCAACCAGAGGGUCCCGUGGACAGACCGAGUGGUCUAAAUGCAGUGCACAGAAAUUGCUCCAAUCUGAAUCCCUCUCCUGUUUGUAUGACAGACCGCAUGAAAAACUAAAAUGGGAUCACAACAAUACGAUGGGUGUACCUGGACACUUCAUAGCUGCAGAUGAGCAGUGCAAAUUCUACUUCCAUGACUCGGAUAAGGCCGAGGUUGAGAAUAAUCAAGCUGAUGCAGAUUACUGCAAGGUUCUUAAAUGCAGAAAUGGGGAAACUGUUCAAGAGACUGGACCCCCUCUAGAAGGGACUAGAUGUGGAGGAGACGGAUCAAGUUGGUGCAAGCAGGGUGAAUGUGUUCCUAUUCAAGCAGCUCAGUGGUCCUAUGCACGAAAGAACUCUUGUAGAUCUGGUUGUCUGGCUAAAUCUACGGGUUACCAGGAGGUUGAUCGUGUUUGUUUGAUUCUAGAAGGUUUUGAGGACCAGGAUUGUGAGGGUGCACAGAGCUGGGUUGAGCUGUGUGAUGAUGCUCAUCUUUGUGGAACCAGGAGCUGUUCAUCUUCACGCAGAAGUAGAACCCAAACUGCAGAGUUAGCGUGUGAAAAACAUGCUAAAUUCUAUUCUGUUCUUGACGAAUUUAAUCCUGUUGGGAAACCAGCAAAAUAUUCUGAAGACAAACCAUGGCAGGCCUGUUCUGUAUACUGUCAGACAAAGGAUGAAUCGGAGUGGAUUUCACCACGUGGGGUUUUCUUCCCUGACGGCACGUGGUGUCAUAAUGAUGGGACACAAGAUUAUUUUUGCAGGAACCAUUUAUGCUUAGCAAGUAACUACACUGAUACCCAGAAGUAUUACAAUAAUAACAGACGACAUCUUUAAAAUCAAAUUAGAAAAUGUAAAAAAUGUUUGUUUACAUCAAGCGCAUACAAUCAAUACCAAACCCAAAUGUUUUUCUUCAAACUGUUAAAAUUUGUAAGCUAUUUAUUUGUGAUUUUAAACAGCUUUUUUGCACUUUGAAAAAAACUGUUGAAUACAACACCAAAAUCCAACUUUUAAAACGUUGUAACUACAUGUAUUUAAGAUUAUAUUGAUUAUUGUUUUUUUGUUUUUAGAUCUAUUCAUCCAUACUUUUU
Molecule: messenger RNA, 2404 nt
Organism: Eurytemora carolleeae
Lineage: Eukaryota; Metazoa; Arthropoda; Copepoda; Calanoida; Temoridae
Product: A disintegrin and metalloproteinase with thrombospondin motifs adt-1
Exons: 13
Coding region: 15-2150 (711 amino acids)
Biological process (GO): proteolysis
Molecular function (GO): metalloendopeptidase activity
Source: RefSeq, a predicted model, not a curated record